AUGUUACACAAAAAACUUGAAGAAUAUAACAGUGCCUUUAAAAAAAUCAUGGAAGAGCUUGAAGAGCCUGAAAUGCCAGAAGAUCCAAAAAGUUCUGCCCCGUCAACAACAGACGAAACCCCCAAAAAAAGUAGAGGGCAAUAUCAAAAGCCUACGGAUAAAGAUAUAAAAAAGCUUCUUUAUCUCUACUUCAUAAGGGGAUUAAUUAUCGAAAAAGCCAGCAAGAUACAUAAUUAUUAUAAUGAGAUACUUGCUUUAUUAUCUUAUAACUGCAAUAGCUUUCAGACCAUGGUUAACAAUUGUCAAUCAAUUGCCCCAGCUCCAUCCCCGGAAUAUACUGAGCUUUUAAGAAGGCUCACCGCUAUGGAGGAAAGCCUCAGGACCAUGGAUUCAAACAUUGGCAUUGUCAUCAAGAGGAACAAAGAUUCAUUGGAAAUACUUGAUAGCGUUGCCAAUGCCUCUGAAGAACUUCUUGCAGUUAUUGCUCCUACUACUACAGACUUCUGA
Phycomyces blakesleeanus NRRL 1555(-) is the source of this 507-nucleotide messenger RNA. RefSeq lists its product as hypothetical. Lineage: Eukaryota; Fungi; Mucoromycota; Mucoromycetes; Mucorales; Phycomycetaceae. The record is from RefSeq and is a predicted model, not a curated record. The transcript is spliced from 3 exons. Bases 1 to 507 code for a protein of 168 amino acids.